GUCAAUAGAACGCUUGUUCCUGCCGCUGGGUGCUGUGUGAGGACUCCGACUGUGCUCUGGCCCCGGAGUUGGACGCUGCAGACGCAUUCAGGGACUGCCACUGUUGAGUCUGUGGGAAUAUGAAUCAGCAGCAGCAGAGAAUGGCUGCAGUUGGGACAGACAAAGAGCUCAGUGACCUGCUGGACUUCAGUAUGAUGUUUCCCCUGCCAGUGGCUAAUGGAAAAAACAGACCCACGACCCUUGCAAGCACUCAGUUUGGAGGAUCAGGCUUGGAUGAAAGACCGGGAUCAGGUUCCUGGGGAACGGCAGAUCAAAACAGCUCCACGUUUGACCAAGGAAGGCAGAGCUAUGGCGAAGGCCCCCACUACGGUGAGCACCGGGAGCUGCCAUCCCACAACAGCAUCUCCUCGUCACCAUUCCUGGGAGCUGGACUCGUGGGGAAGAGCAGUGAAAGAGCCUCAUACUCCACGUUUGGAAGAGACACAGGGAUGCCAGGACUAAACCAGCCUGGUUUCCUGCCCAGCGAGAUGGGAAUCGCCAGCCCGAGCACGCUUUCCCCCACUGGGGGCAAAGGGGGGUCUCAGUAUUUUUCUUACCCCAACAAUCCUCGCAGGAGAGGUGCUGAGAGCAGCAUAGAUGGACAGCCCAAAAAGGUUCGGAAGGUGCCUCCUGGACUCCCCUCCUCGGUGUAUCCAUCCAACUCAGGUGAUGACUACAGCAGGGAUCCAGCUGGAUAUACUCCCUCGAAACCUCCCAGCACUGUGUAUCCUGGAGCCUUUUACAUGACAGAUGGACUCCAUAACUCGCCAGACCUGUGGAGUUCCCCGGGUGCCAUGAGCCAGUCCAGUUACGGUGCCAUGCUGGGCAGCUCCUCGUCCCCGCUCCCGCAGUCCAGUGGCUUCAAUAGUUUACAUCAGCAUGAACGCAUGAACUACCAGCUGCAUUCAGGAGAGGUGAAUGGUGGACUCCCCUCGGUGUCCGGCUUCUCCUCGGCCUCCACAGCGUACGGAGUGUCCAGUCACACCCCCCCGAUCAGCGGCACGGACAACAUGAUGGGUAACAGAGGAACCACAGCCGGGAGCUCUGGAGACGCGCUUGGGAAGGCUCUGGCCUCGAUUUACUCCCCCGACCACUCUAGCAAUAACUUCUCCUCCAACCCCUCCACCCCGGUCGGGUCCCCACAGGGCCUUGCAGGCUCGUCGCAGUGGCCGCGGGCGGGUGGAGCGGGUGCCUUAUCUCCCAGCUACGAAGGGAGCCUCCACACUUUGCAAAACAAAAUGGAAGACAGGUUGGAUGAAGCCAUCCACGUGCUGAGGAACCACGCUGUGGGCCAGACCUCUGCCAUGCCCAGCAACCACGGGGACAUGCACGGGCUGCUGGGCUCAGCACCAGCACACAGUGCCACUGUGGGCAGCCUGGGCCAGGCCUUCCCUGCCUCAGUCAUGGCCCUGGGGAACAGGCACCCCAGUCUGGUGGGAGGAGGCCACCCUGAAGAUGGGUUGUCCAGCAACCCCAGCUUGCUCCACAACCAUGUCACUCUUCCAUCACAGCCCAGCUCACUCCCAGACCUCAGCAGGCAGCAGGACACGUACAGUGGCUUGUCCGGGGGGCUGGGGCGCAGCAGCGUCUCCUCAGGAACGAGCGAAAUAAAGAGGGAAGAGAAGGAGGAUGAAGAGAACACGUCAGUGGCAGAUAACUCAGAAGAGGAGAAGAAGGAGCUGAAACCCUCCCGGAACAGAACAAGUCAAGAUGAGGAUGAGGAGGACGAUCUUCUUCCCCCAGAGCAAAAAGCCGAGAGAGAGAGAGAAAGGAGGGUCGCCAAUAAUGCCCGUGAGCGCCUGCGGGUUCGUGACAUCAACGAGGCCUUUAAAGAGCUCGGACGCAUGUGCCAACUGCACCUAAACAGCGAAAAACCGCAGACCAAACUGCUAAUCCUACACCAGGCCGUAUCAGUCAUACUGAACCUGGAGCAACAAGUUAGAGAGCGCAAUCUGAACCCAAAAGCGGCCUGCUUGAAGCGUCGGGAAGAGGAGAAAGUGUCCGGAGUGGUAGGAGACCCCCAGAUGACACUGUCAGCUUCACAUCCUGGUCUAGGAGACGGUCACAACCCUGUUGGACACAUGUAAAGAUCUUUUUGUUCCUCUGGAUACGGAGAUGUGUAGGAAGAAAACCCUCGGUGUGACCUGCAACCCUGUUGAACCAUAAACUGUAGUACUGCUCAUACUGACACACACAGACGGAUCCUGGUGUGACGUAAGGGGUGGAAAAAACACUUUGUCAGAAACAAAACGGAAACAAAAAAUUGCCUUAAGUAUAAAGUGCAGAACAGUCAAUACAUAUCACUCAGUUAGGAGGGGGUGGCGUGUUCUCUUGGCUUGUUCACAAGCAGCCAGCAGCAAAAUUGUGCCUAAGCUUGAUAUUUCUUUUUUAAAAAAAAAGAACAUUAGUUAUGAGAUUUUUUUAUGUAGAACAAAUAGCAAUGCCUUUUGGUUUUUUUAGCUUCUUUUGCAUAUGUUUUGUAAGCAAUGAAAAUUUUUUUUUUUGUAUAAAAACAUGUCUUGUACCCUCCGCUUUUCUGCUGCUGUUUCUAUAGUUAAUGUUGCAUCUUUAGGAUCAACCAGAAUAUUAAAAUUGUAUUAAGAGAGACUGGAUAUAAAGAGAGGAAUUCUCAGAUUCGGCUCGGAAAGCCACUAAAAGCGAAUGUAGCCACAGUGAGGGAAUGUUCUUCCUUGCCUGGCUUGUACCUUCCAUGACAAAAAACAAACAAACUCAUGUGCUGAAUUCACCGUCUCUUUGCUUCGGCCACUUCUGAUUUGGGAAAAGGAAGUUAAACAGCAAAGCGAGUGGCAGCAGUGCUCCCGCUCCCCCCGGGCCAUGACCCAGCUGCUCGGCAAGGUUUGCUUUGUCCCCGGAGAUCCCGAGACCCCACGGCUCCAUGUGGGAGAGGACACGGCUGUUCCAGAGCGUCACCGUGGGGAGGAUGAGCUGCUGGGAGAGAGCAGGCCCCGGGUGCAGGAGAACCAAGGGACUGAGGUGCUUCCAGGUGAGCAGAGCAGCCAGGGAUGCACGAGGGAAGUGCCUCUUCCCACAUGCCAGAGCUGCCGGAGACACUUCCAGGAGCAGCAUUGAACAAAGACCAACUGAACAAAGCUGGAGCACUGGGAAGAGCUGGAGGCAGCCGAAGCACGGCAGCAGCAGUGGGAUACAGGGCCAGGAAGCUGGGCAGCAGCAGACCUGAGGAUGCUGGAGGCAGGAAAGGAGCAGUGAUCUGGCUCACUCCAGCCUCGGCAAAGCCAUGACCAGCAGCAGGAUCCCUUCUUGUAUUGGAAAUGCAAAAUGCUGGCUCGGGAAGAAGGGUGGCUUCACACCCUGCUGUCACUGCUGUCACAUCUCCCAGGCAUCCUUGGAGGCAAACUGAGCUCAGCACUGUGCCAUGGGACAAGAGCAGGCACCGUCACCUGCACCUGGUCACCUGGGCUCCUCUCUUGGCACUGGGAAGGAGGGCAGCAGGAGUGCCCAUCCUGCACCAUGUGCUCCAAGGGCAGCCAUCCCUUCACUCCAAGGGAUUCCCAGUCACUCCAGACCACUCUGGUGUGCUCAGCAGGAAGAGAAUCCCUGGCAGCCCCUCUGGCUCCAGAGGUGUGGAGCAAACAGAGGUGCUGGGCAGUGCUGAGCUGCAGCAGCUGGUCUGGAGAUGGCCAUGGAAAAAUGUUCACCAGGAAUUUACUCUUGGUUCUUCCCUCUUCUUCCCCUUCUGAAACAUUUUGUGCCUGGCUCCUCUCCGCUCCACAGAGCCCAGUCAGGCAGGGUGGCACACGGGACGUGGGUGCUGGUCUGGGGGGAUGUGGGGAACUCCCCUCUCCCCUGCAGGGUCCAUCUCUCCCGUGCUGCUCCAGCCUGGGCUCCUGGGGAAGCUGUGUUGCUUUGGCAUGGGGAAAGGGAGGGACUGGCAAACAGGAUUAGAUCCUGUGGCACUUCCCAGCAGCCCCAGGCUUUGCCAUAACCUGCUGUUCCUCCAUGCUCACAGCUGUGCUUCGUGCUCUGGCAAACCUUGCUGGAAGUGCUCAGGGCAGUGCUUAUCUCCCACCCACACCUGGGCACCAUGGCCCUCAUUCCCUGUGACAGCUCCAAGCUGAGCCACUCUAAGUGCCAGGGCAGGAUGGGACUGUCCCUGCUGCCCCUGCUCCUGCCCUGGGGCUCCCCAACAUCCAACCACCGCUCUGAAGCUUUUGGGUGCUCCUGGCUUUCCCCAGCUUGCUGCUUCCACCAUUCCUUCUGCAUGGUGAGAGCUCAGCAGCCCCAGCUCUCUCCCUGGGAAGGCCAGGAAAGCUCAGUGGUUCCAGUAACCCAGGUUCUUGCCUGUGUCAACAGACACAUUUUAGCCUAAUCAGCUCAUCAGGUUUUGACACUACCCUCCCUUGGGUUCUUCUGGCUGCUGAAGCAGUUGGCAGGGAGGGGGAAGAGGUUUUCCUCCAUGUGUGACAGCCUUGACUCCUAUUCAUGCUCUGGAGGGCAAACUGGAAGGCUCAGCAUCUGCUUUUUGUUUACUUCAUGAGAGUUCCUGCUCCAUUAGUGAGACAGUGCUGGGGCUGCAAAGUACCCACUGCUCAGGGGUUUUGGCUGGCUCAGUGCCCCUGUCCCAGGGCCAGGAGGGAUGGAGCAGUGUCCCAGCCCUGGAAAGCUUGAAACCCUACAAAAAAUAAAAGUGCUUCACAGACCUUUUGAAUUUGCCCCAAGAAUUGGAGGUGGCAGUCAUGGACAACGGGACUUAAAGGGACUAGCCAAGAAAAAUCCAUAAAUUCAACAAAAUUGGAAAUCUGAGAAGAUGUAUGAGUUGUUCACAAAUUUGCUGAACUUCAUCCCCUCUGAGUCCUGCAGGCCAGGGGGGAAUCCCAAUGAGCCAGAACCUUUCUCAUCAUCCCUGAAUCCCCAGGCAUUGCAACAAAAAUGGGGCUUUUAAGCGGCAUUUUGGUGACUUAAGAUGUUACUUUGACAGCAAAUCCAGCCAACUUCCUUCCAUGGCAAGGCUUGGGUGAAGAUCCUUGAGCAUAAGCCCUCGGAGCCAGGGUUUGGAGAGAUCAUCUCAAAAGCACAAUGUAGGGGGUGGCAGUGCUGUCCCUGGAGCUGCCUCGAUGGCAGCCCGGUGGCCUCAGUGGCAUCUCUGCUUUCCAGGUGCUCAGGGAACAAUUGGGAAGAGCAGCAAGGAAAAAUUCCUUUGUCUUGCCAGUGUGUUUGGCUCAGUGUGAACAUGGUGCCUGUAACCUGCCAGGGGAAGUGGCUUUUCUAAAAACAACGACUGCCAGGUGCUUUCCCCAAAAUACCACCAGCCCAGCCCCGAAAUGUCACCCUGUAGCAAUGAAACUCUUGUCUUUAGCUGUUGUGAUCAGCGAGGGCCAGGCCUGCACUCUCCCCAGCCCACAGCCCUGCUCCAUUCCACUUAGGAUCUUACAGAUCCCCAGACCUGCUCCUCUGCCUGGCUGCGUGUCCCCCCCAGCAGUGGUGCUGCCAGGAGAGGUGUCACGGGUGGGUGACAUGCUGUGCAGUGCCAUUUAUUCCGUUUUCUCCUUCCUCUCUUAGCCUUUGCUUGCAUGGCUGCUCCUGGGGACGUGUGCCCUCCUCUUUGGGGGCCACUGAGCCCUGCCAAAGCUUCCUUCAUCAGACAGAGGGACUAUCUUCCCUUCUGUGCAGCUUCUAGUUCCUCUUUCCCCAGGCUGCAUCUCCCAGUGAAGCAGCACAACUGGGACACGGCCAUGGGACAUUUCUUGUGUCCCCAGCCCAGGAGCCCCCUCUUGCCUCGCUCAGCCAGCCCUCUGCCUCCCUGCACACAAGUUGUGCAUGCCACAGUACUGAGGAGUGUCUGGAGUCCAGUCUGUGAACAGUAAAAUUGCAGAUUUUUGUUUUCUCCCUUUUCACCUGCUUUUUCCCCAGAGCAAAGCAGCUGCAGCCUCCUAUGUGUUGGUGCUCAGGCAGUGGUGGCAGCCUGGCUGCUCAAGCUCACAGCCCCAGGGAGCAGAAUUCCAGCUGUUUGGCAUGUUUGGCUGUCUGCCUGUGAGCCCUCGGCAGAUCUACUCACAGCCCCAGCCAGCUCAGGACUGUCUGCUCCCCUGCUUUCACACACAGAGGUGUGCUGGCAGCAAGGAUGGAAUCAAGCUGUGGUUUCCUCAGAGUCAGUGCAGAAACUGCUCUCCAAGGUCCUUUGUGUCUCACCAGUGUCCCUACUGAAGCCAGCAGAGCCUUUGGGCACUUGCUGGGUGGUUCCAGUUGUGGGGACUUGAGAAACAGGGGCUUUGGAACCCCCCCAAUCCCCUACCCCCCUUGAGCUUUGCUGCCAACUUUGGGGCCAGUGGAACCCGAGUUCCUCUUGCAGGCCCUGCUGUGCUACAGUGGGGAGCCUGGGCCAGCUCCAGUUCAUCCCUGGGCUUUGGGAGGUGAAACAAAACUCGGGAUGGAGCUGAGCCUUCAGCCCCCACCUGCAGUGCUGGCUAACCCAGAGCAAGCCCUGGCCACUGGACUCUCCCAUUCCUGCCCAACACCAGCAAUAGCAAGGCCUGAUUUCUGUACCCCGAGCUUGCACAAGGUCUUUGCCCUGUUAAAAAUCCUAUGCAAAUCUUAUCCCUCUCCCCUUUCCCAGGGCUCUGCAGAUCCCAGCCCAGCCCAUUCUCUGCUCUUUUCUGAGAUUGCUCCUGAGUUCAUGCUCCCCUGCUGCCCUCAGGGUCCAGCUUCAUUCCUGGCAGAUCCAAAAGCAUUUGGAGACCUGUGCCCUGGAGCUGGGAGGGGGCAGAUGAGACUGUAGGAACACCCAGCUCAUACUGAGAACUGAACUGGAGGGGACAAGGCCUGGUCCUGGGGCUCCUCCACACACCCUUCACCCUCCUGUGCCUUCUGCUCAAUGCUGGUGGGGCACUGCCAGCAUCCUUCAUCCCCCCGGCCCCCCAAAAGGAGAAGCUCAGUUCCACCUUGUUGGUGCCCAGACUGCCCUGUUCUAACACCUGAGCCUCAGGCUUGCCUGGGGCUGCUCUUCCUUCAGCUGCCCCAAGCCUGAAGGGGUGUUUCCCCUCCUCCCACGAUCCCCAAUCUCUCCAGCCAGCACCUCUGAGCUGUUGCCCUUUGCAGAGGGGCAGCCCAUGCCAGCAGCUGCCCAUCAGCUGGGGUGCAGGCAGGAGGAUUUGGGGGGUGGGUGCUGCCGCUGUCCCACAGCACGGCUGCCUCUCCCUGUCCUUGGGGGCAGGUGUUGGGGGACCUGGUGCUCUGUACUUUGAUUUCCAGGACAGUUCAGCCCUUUUGGGGAGCCAGCACUGCUGUGCCUUGGCCUGCAGGACUCCCAGGGGGAGGUGGGCUCUGGUUAGGAGGGUGCAGGCUCCACGUGAGCUUCUGCCAAACCUUGUGUGUCCAUCUGCAGCCCUGCUCCAGGCCAAGGGCAGUCCUGUCGUGGGUCUCCACAUCGGUAUCUGUGUCCCCCUGGUUUUGUACCCCUCUUGCUCCUCAGGGCUCUCCAUUCCCACCCUGGCCCAGACAAGCCCCUGCCAUGGUGGAGUGGGCUGUAACACACCCUGGGACAGCUCAGCACGGCUGCAGCACCAGCUCAGGAGAGCAAAGGGGUUUCUGCUCCCCAAGGGGGUGUUCUGGUACCAAGGCCUUUUGCCAAAGAGCAUCCCCUGUGUCCCUGGGCUGAGCCUGGGGGAGCCGUGGAGCUCCGGGAGCAGCGAGCUGGGGACACUGCGGGUCUCCCUUCCCGGGGCCACGUCUUCCCAAGUCACUUGAUCCCACCAGCUUUUGAGCAAACCUUGUGGCAUGGAGCCACUCAGGAGGGAAGGAGCCAUGGGAAACCACACACCAGCCACUGUUCGUGUGCCAGGAGAGGGGAAAGAGGCACCUGGUGAGGCAGGACAGGGAAGAUCCCAACCCCACGCGUGGGAAUGACCCGUUGGGUGCCGAGGCCUCCAGCUCUCUGGGGAAACAAAGCAUUCCUGGGAUGUUCUUUCUCUAUAUUUUUGUAGGAAUGGGGGGUGGGAGAGCAGAUGGGAGAUGCCUGCGGAAGUUGUUUAUUUUUAACCCUGUAGAAAGUUUUGGGUUGUUUUUGGUUUUUGGCCUUUAAAAUAAAAAAUGGUCCUUGCUUUUGAUGUUUAUGCUGCCUACCUGUAAAUCCAGAUGUACUUAAGUGGCUGAAAUCCUUGUUCUUAAAUCAGAUACACAUUAUAGUUUUGAACUAUAUAUAUAGUAAAUAUAUAUAUAUAUAUGCCUAACCCAGCAAAAAAAAAAAAUAAAUAAAGUAUUUGGGGGUGGGAAAUGCGUUGCUCUUUGAAAUGAAUCACAAUUGGGGGAUGAAAUUGUGUUUCUGAGUGCCUCAAGAUAUGAAUUGUUUUCCUUUUUUUAAAUAAUUUUAUACAAGUGUCAAAACAGCUGGCUGGAUUAUUUGGAAUUUUUAAAUAAUCCUAACUUUUUUAAAGUAGAUUUUGAGAACUGUCCUGUAUAUAACAGUAAUGUAGCAAUAAAUGUGACAUUUUAUAACAAUA
This is a messenger RNA of Pseudopodoces humilis (Tibetan ground-tit), 8513 nucleotides long. The record is from RefSeq and is a predicted model, not a curated record. Lineage: Eukaryota; Metazoa; Chordata; Aves; Passeriformes; Paridae.